ACCAAACAAGUGGCUUUGUCUCAUUUAUUUACUGACAUUUAAAGAGUCCGGUUCUCAAAUGUUUGUAACAUCCACUUUUCCUGGACAUCUUAAGCAGAAUGCAGGGCCCCACCCCCAGGGUACCUGCUCCGGCCUCAGUGGGAUCUGGAGUGGGGACUGAGAGCUUGCAUUUCAAACAAAUUCCCAGGUAAUGCUGAUGUCAUCUGAAAAUUACUGAUAGGGGAAAUUUUAAUAUUAUCAUAUUAAAUAAUUACCAUCACCUUUCUUAGGAAUCUCCAUCUCAAGGCUCAGAGAGAUGAAGUGCUGGCGCAGGGGUACAGAGGGAGGAAAGUCAAGGUAUGGGUCACUUGGUAGCGACCUUUGAGAGUGGGUGAUUGCCUCAGGUCAUUUCUACGGAAAUCUGUGUGCCUCUCCUUUAAGAGGAAAAUAAGCCACUCCCUCUCUUGGGAACCUUGAGAAGUAGGGUUUACCGAGAGCAGAAAGUGCGCUCCAGGUACCACCUGGAUUCCGUCAAACUACAUUACCCAGAAGGCAGUGCUACAAGGGACGGAAGCCGGCGCCAGGCCAUAGACGAAGGGCGCAGAGGGGCGUUUCCUGUAGCGGCGUGGGCGGGACUUCCGGCGUCGAGUCUUCAGACCCCGUUCGGUCUUGGCUGCAGUCGUUACCGUCACUACAGCGGCCAGAACGCCGGACAGGGACCACUUUUCCAGGUCGCGUAGAAACGAACAGUGAGAAGGAAAGGACUCACACGCUUUUAUAUCAGCCGCGAUCCCACCCCCACAAGCGUCUGCAAAACGCUUCCUGGGGCCUCGGCGCCAGCCCUGUGUUUCCACGGCGCGCGGAGGCGGCCCCGCGAACCUUGUACGCAUUUUACACGGCGGCAGGGACUGAUGUCCCUCGCAGCCCAGAGCCGGAGCCAGGGGUCGCCGGCGGACUGGCUUCCUCGCCUCCUCUCAAGACCUCACUCGGCCCCCUGGGCCCAUGGCGGCGCCGGCGCCGGCGUUGGCAUUAGUAUCAUUUGAAGACGUGGUUGUGACCUUCACUGGAGAGGAAUGGGGGCACCUGGACCUGGCCCAGAGGACCCUGUACCAGGAGGUGAUGCUGGAGACCUGCAGGCUCCUGAUCUCACUGGGGCAUCCUGUUCCCAAACCAGAGCUGAUCUACCUGCUGGAACAUGGGCAGGAACUGUGGACAGUGAAAAGAGGCCUCUCCCAAAGCACCUGUGCAGGUGAAAAAGCAAAACCCAAGACUGCAGAACCUACUGCUUCUCAGCUGGCCUUCUCUGAGGAAUCCUCUUUCCAGGGACUACUGGCACAGAGAUCCUCAAGGAAUUCCAGGUUGGGGCAAGCUAGAGAUGAGGAAAAGCUUAAAGAAAUUCAGGAAGGGAACUUGAGGCCAGGAACAGACCCCCCCAAACAGAUAUGCCCUGGGAAGUUGAGCUAUAAACAUGAUGAUUUGGAGCCAGCUGAUAGUCUGGGUUUAAGGGUUUUACAGGAACAAGUCACUCCACAAGAUGUUCUCCAUGAACAUGACACUCAAGGACCAGGAAAAGAUCCCAUGAUUGAUGCAAGGAAUAACGCUUACACAUGCACGGAAUGUGGGAAAGGGUUUAGCAAGAAGUGGGCCCUUGUUCGGCAUCAGCAGAUUCAUGCUGGAGUAAAGCCCUAUGAGUGCAAUGAGUGUGGGAAAGCCUGUCGUUACAUGGCCGAUGUCAUUCGUCAUAUGAGGCUUCAUACUGGGGAAAAACCAUAUAAGUGUAUUGAGUGUGGGAAAGCCUUCAAACGCAGGUUUCACCUCACGGAGCACCAGCGUAUUCACACUGGAGAUAAGCCCUAUGAGUGCAAAGAAUGUGGCAAAGCGUUCACCCACCGCUCUUCUUUUAUCCAGCAUAAUAUGACUCACACUCAAGAAAAGCCCUUUUUAUGCAAAGAAUGUGGCAAAGCUUUUUACUAUAGCUCUUCAUUUGCUCAGCACAUGAGGAUCCAUACUGGAAAGAAGCUCUAUGAGUGCAGUGAAUGUGGAAAGGCCUUUACACACCGCUCCACAUUUAUCCAGCACAGCAUGACCCACACAGGAGAAAAACCAUUUUUAUGUAAAGAAUGUGGAAAAGCCUUUUGCCUCAAUUCAUCCUUCACUCAGCACAUGAGGAUUCACACUGGAGAGAAACCCUAUGAAUGCAGUGAAUGUGGAAAGGCCUUUACUCAUCGCUCUACUUUCAUCAGGCAUAAGAGGACCCAUACUGGAGAGAAGCCCUUUGAGUGCAAAGAAUGUGGGAAGACCUUUUGUGACAGCUCUUCCCUAAUUCAGCACAUGAGGAUUCACACUGGUGAGAAGCCUUAUGAAUGCAGUGAAUGUGGAAAGGCCUUUACACACCACUCUGUUUUUAUUCGACAUAACAGGACCCACAGUGGACAUAAACCCUUGGAGUGUAAAGAAUGUACAAAAGCCUUUUACUAUCUCUCUUCCUUCACUCGACACAUGAGGAUUCACACUGGAGAGAAGCCCUAUGUUUGUAGAGAAUGUGGAAAGGCUUUUACCCAGCCUGCAAAUUUUGUUCGGCAUAAUAGGAUCCACACUGGAGAAAAACCCUUUGAAUGCAAAGAAUGUGAGAAAGCCUUUUGCAGCAACUUUGCUUUAACUCAGCACAUGCGAACUCACACUGGAGAGAAACCCUUUGAAUGCAGUGAAUGUGGAAAGACCUUCAGCCACAGUUCAUCGUUCACUCACCAUCGAAAGAUUCAUACCAGAGUUUAAAAGAUACAGGAAGGUCUUUUACAAGUGUGUACAUCUUUAGUGAACUCAUAGUAGUAACAUACCUUUCCUUUUGAAUAUAACUUGAGGAAAAUCUUUUGGCCAGAGAAACAUCUUAAUAUCUGAAAAUUCAUACGAGAAACAUAAUUGUCCCUGUGAAAUCUUUUUAUGGCAGGUAAUCACUUGUCAUUCAAGGAAUUAUGUUAAAGACUGAUCCAGUUUAGAGCCUUACACUGUACCUGAGAAUAAUUGAGGGGAGAGACCUGGAAGUUAACGUGCAUUUAGGUAAAAUGUCA
Molecule: messenger RNA, 3047 nt
Organism: Sapajus apella (tufted capuchin)
Lineage: Eukaryota; Metazoa; Chordata; Mammalia; Primates; Cebidae
Gene: ZNF599
Product: zinc finger protein 599
Exons: 4
Coding region: 982-2754 (590 amino acids)
Biological process (GO): regulation of DNA-templated transcription
Source: RefSeq, a predicted model, not a curated record